Brachypodium distachyon (stiff brome) is the source of this 2662-nucleotide messenger RNA. RefSeq lists its product as uncharacterized. Gene Ontology annotation, molecular function: mRNA binding. The coding region runs from base 255 to 2255 and encodes 666 amino acids. Gene Ontology annotation, biological process: mRNA destabilization. Gene Ontology annotation, cellular component: cytoplasm. The transcript has 9 exons. The record is from RefSeq and is a predicted model, not a curated record. NCBI's taxonomy places the organism in Eukaryota, Viridiplantae, Streptophyta, Magnoliopsida, Poales, Poaceae.
UUCAUAAAAAUGGGCUUCGCUUCCGUUUCGCAUCGAGCUACCCCAAAUCAGAUCACCCGCGAGCUACAGCCGCGGGAGAGAUCGAUCGGUCGAUCUUCUCGCGCGCGCGCCCCGCCCCCCGAUCGGAUCCAGUCGGCGAGAUCCGGCGGGGGAGCGCGGGGUUUGUUUGGGCCGGGUUGGUUCGUUGAUCGAUCGAUCCCCGCUUCUUUCUUCCUCUUCUUCGUUCCGGCGCCCGGGGUGCGGAUCGGUCCUCGAUGAUGGAGUCGGCGCACGGCGGAUCGGACCGGGCCGGACCUAUAGAUUCCCCGGAACCGAGAGUUGACGUUGAACAAAAACCUGUUCUCGCUGGUACUAAAGAGCAGACCAUUGCUAGGAAGGAUGAGAAAAUACUUAAACCCACCAUUUCACUGGAUUCAAGUGUUAUCAGUCUACCAAGUGAAGGACAAGCCCAAGCUGGCACGUCCAACAUUGGUGUUGAGCAUAAUGCUGCAUAUCCGCAACAUAUGUAUUCCCCACAAGCACAACCAUUCUAUUACCCAGGACAUGAGAACCCUCCAAAUGAAUGGGACGUAUAUCCUCCUUAUGUGAGUGUGGAAGGACUGGAAGUGGGUCCCACGGUUGUAUACAACGAGGAUCCUUCAGUGAUGUACCAUGGUGGUUAUGGCUAUGACCCUUAUGCUCAAUAUUCUCCUAUCUCGACACCUGUUCCGGCUGCUGUUAGUGGAGAUGGUCAGCUCUACUCCCCUCAGCAGUUCUCCUUCUCGGCUCCUUACUACCAGCAAACAGUACCACCUGGCAUGCCAUAUUUAAGCUCUCCUACUCCAAUAUCACAGGGUGAGACAAUGAUGCCAAUUGACCCAACACAAGGAGCUUUUAUCGCUGACACUCUGAGUCCAAACAGCUUCCUUUUUGGGCCAAGACCGGAAUGGUUUAGAUCUUCAGAAGGAACUGGAUCAUUUCCAUCACCUGCAGCUUCACCUCAACCUUUUGGUGGUGUAUCAGGGGCAUUUGGACAAAGCAAUUUUCCUAUGGCUUCUGGGAUGAUGUCCCCUCAGCAGAAGUCAUUCUAUGGUUUUGGAAACCCCAGUGACUCUUAUGGAAGAGGGUUCUCUCACAGUGGGAGUUACCCACAUGCCAGUAAUUACAGGGGUCCUUUCCCUAGCUAUGGCAUGAGCAGUAGAAGUUUUAUUCCGAUUGACAAAGGGCGCAGGAGAGGAAGGGGUAAUGCUUUGUUGUGCAGUUGUGAUGGUUCACUUGACUUUCUCAAUGAGCAAAGCCGAGGUCCGCGUGCUUCUAGGCCUAAGAAGCAGCCAGAGGAUGCCAGUAUGGAUGUGAAGCCUUCUUCUGUAGUUGCCCAGGUGUCAUACAAUAGGACUGACUUUGUUACGGAGUACAGAAGUGCUAGAUUUUUUAUCAUAAAAUCGUACAGUGAAGAUAAUGUGCACAAAAGCAUCAAGUAUGGUGUUUGGGCCAGCACCACAAACGGAAACAAGAAACUAGACUCGGCCUAUCAUGAAGCGAAGGAGAAGGGAGAACAUUGUCCCAUUUUUCUGCUGUUUUCGGUGAAUGCUAGCGCACAGUUCUGCGGUGUUGCAGAGAUGACUGGUCCAGUGAAUUUUGAGAAGAGUGUGGACUACUGGCAGCAAGAUAAGUGGACGGGACAGUUCCCUGUUAAGUGGCACAUAGUGAAGGACGUUCCAAAUAAUCUCUUCCGUCAUAUAAUUCUUGAAAACAACGACAAUAAACCUGUAACUAACAGCCGGGACACACAAGAGGUGAAACUGGAACGAGGACUGGAGAUGCUUAAAAUCUUCAAGGAUCAUGAGGACGAUGCGUCGAUCCUUGAUGACUUUGACUUUUAUGAGGAACGUGAGAAAGCGUUGCUGGAGAACAAGGCACGGCUGCAUCAGCAACAGCAGAUAUCCAGCUCUAGUGCUGUUGAGCCCAAGAAGCCCUUGACUGUCCCCACUGAUCAGGUGGGUCACAUCGCCAAGAGUUCUAGCGUUGUUGAGCCCAAGAAGCCCCUUGCUGUCCCCGCUGACCUAGUCGGUCCUAUCGCCAAGAGUUCUAGCGUUGUUGAGCCCAAGAAGCCCUUGGCUGUACCCACCGACCUGGUGGGUCAUAUCACCAAGAGUUUCGCACAGGCUGUGCGGCUUGGUGGUGAGGCCAAGAGCGUUAGCCCUUUGGCCGAUAAAGGCCCUGCCGGGGAUUCAUCUGUUGCGGCGAAGCCUGUCGAAGUCAAGGAGAGCAGCUAACAUGUAGAACCUGCUCAGGGCAAUGUAAUUUGGUUGCGUGCUCGAAACAUCCACGGGCUUUGUUGUCCGGUGCCGCCAAAUAUGAAGAUGCGGCUGGCGACGACAACGUCUUGUGCUUCUCGUCGGGCGUGAUGUACACUAGGGAGGAUAAUAUAGGUCUCUCUUUGCCAAGCUUGGAUGGAAGCUUACUAGUUCCUUGAAUAGUUCCUCUCUUUUUCUUCUUUUGCUUCCUACUUCUCUUCUAUUUUCUACCCCUCGCAUUUCCUUUUGCAUUAUUAUAUGGAUAUGGUAUUCUUAGUUUGUAGGCUUAAGGUGGAGAGCUCUGCAGUUUUUGUGCAAGCCUCUGUAAGUUUCAAUGUUGGAUCACAUUCAGAUGAAUAAUAUUUUGCUACUUUUCUCCCUCUCUA